Molecule: messenger RNA, 342 nt
Organism: Cooperia oncophora
Lineage: Eukaryota; Metazoa; Nematoda; Chromadorea; Rhabditida; Trichostrongylidae
Source: the annotation of a GenBank genome assembly
AUGCGACUGGUGAAUGAAAAGAAGGAGAUACAUUUGUACCCCAGUUUUGACCAAUGGAAUGUUGUAGACCACCUUCAGCCAAUAUUUUCAGGUCACAAGCGCUACUGCAAGUGGAAGGACUGCAUGUGCGCGAAAUGUACACUUAUAGCUGAAAGACAGCGAGUGAUGGCAGCGCAGGUGCGUAAUCCUGUAUUUAGUAGCACUUUGUGCCACGAUAUUGAAUCCGCGUUCACUACGGCGCCAGCAGAGCCAAGAAGAAAAAGAAGCCAAAGAUUUGCAGAUACUCCUGGGAGGAAACGGUACGUAGCAAAUUUGACGUUGUUAAGGUGCAAUCUAAAGUAA